This is a messenger RNA of Stylonychia lemnae, 2310 nucleotides long. The record is from the annotation of a GenBank genome assembly. Lineage: Eukaryota; Ciliophora; Spirotrichea; Sporadotrichida; Oxytrichidae.
AUGGGUAAAUGCUUAAGCACUUAUAAUAGAAUUGAGAACUAUGACCCGAAGUAAACUGGGACUGAAAUAUAUGACAAAUUUGGAAAUUUAAUUGCUGGUGGAUCAAAUAGAGUUGAAAUACAUUACAAAGGAAGAAUUUUAUACUUUACUAAUUCCAUUUAAAGAGUGAUGAAUGAUUUUGAAUUUUUAGAGGAUGAUAUUUUCAGGCUAUGGAGACAUUUCGUAAAAAUAGAUAGGGAUUAAAUCAAUUACAUCUCGAUAGGCUAGCUUUUCAGUUAUUUAGAUGAAAGGCAUUAUUCUAUUGUAGCACCUUAUUUAGAGAGAUUUUUUGAUUUGAUUGAUAGAGAGUUUAUUGAAAAAGUAAACUUUGAUGAAUUUUUGCCAGCAUUAGUCAGUUUUUGUUUAUUCUCAAAAGAUGAAAUGAUUACUUUUGUAUUUAACAUGUUCGAUAGAGAUAGAGAUGGAGAAAUAUCAAAAAAAGAUUUGUUCAGAUUAUUCACAAUAGUUAUUGAUAAUAUUCAAGUCUUUCCAAUCAAUAAUUUAAGAGCAAUUGAGCUAAUAUCUAUGGAAAGAGGUGAUAAAAUGAGCAAGAAUGAUUUCAUUAAAGUUGUGUAGUAGUUACCUUAUACUGUUUUUCCUUCUUUUCGUUUGCAAGGAGAAAUGAGAGAAACAUUUGGUGGUGGUAGGUUCUGGAGAAAAUGUAAAAUUAGAUUAGAUAAGAAGGAACAAGAAAGGAAAAUGAUGGUAGAAAGGGAGAAGUUUUUUGAGAAGUCUAAAUCGAAGAAAGAGAUAGAUUAUUAGGAUAAAUUAGAAUUCUAUGAAGCAAAAGUAAAGGAGAUGAACUAAGCUUACUAUAAAAGAUAGAAGAUGCUAAGGGACAAGAUGAGCUUGGUAAGAGUUAAAGGCCGAAGAGGGAGUGAUGGUAUGAUUGGAGUGGUUCCCUUUUUAGAGGAAUUUAGAGAGGACUUAGACAAACUUGCUGAGAAAAGAAAAAAUAUUAAGGAGGAAAAUCCUUACGAUUUUCCAAUUAUGAAAGAUAGAAUGCACUACAGUUUUAUUUGGGAUAGAUACACAUUGUUCGAAUUGGAGAACGUUGAAGAGAAUAUUGCAAUUGAUCCCACAGAUAAUAGACUAAAUCUGCAAGAGGAAAUAUAGAAAUUCAUGAACAAGUAAAAUCAAAAAGGUAAAAAGAAAGCAGAAGUCUCCAUCUCUACUGAUUCUGAUGCUGAUGAUGCUGUUAGCAAGACAAAUAAGGAUGCUUCAUAGUAUCACUCUUAAUCAGUAAGUGGACUAUAAUUAAGGGUCAACAGAACUGAUGAUCAAUUGAGUUCAGAGACUGAAUUAAAUCCCAGUGAAAUUCUUAGAAUAGCAUAAAAUCUUUCCGACAUUAGAGGAGCAGCUUCAAGGUAAAAAAAUAGAGAUAAAAUAUAGAGCCAAUCAGACUCAGCUCUAAAAGAGAGUUUAAUUGCAUAAUCACAAGAUGAUGAUGCCUCUUAGCUCAAGUAAUCAUUGGAUGAUGAUUAUGGGGAAGAAUAUGCUGAAGAGGAAGAUCCGGAUGAUGAAGAAGUAAAAAAGAGAAAGGAAAUUGAAUACUAAAUAUCAAGGCAUUAAGCUCUCUUGAAUAAAAAGAAUUCUUUCCUACCAGCAGCCUUCAGAAAUUCAAAUUCUAUUUUUAAUGGUGAUAGUAGAAAUAUAGCAAACAGAAUUGCUUCUUUGAGAUCAAGUGUGUCUGGUGGAAAUCAGGACAAAUCCAAAUUAUCCAGUAAGAGCUCAAUUAAUUAAUAGCAAACUAUUCCCAAAAAUCAGAAACUACCACCAAUAAAUCACUAACCAUCUUAGCAAAGUAGAUCUAGAAUUGGGGAUGAAACACUUUCUCAGCUAAGCAAAUAAUUCCCUGUUAAUAAGAAAAGUAAAUUAAUGGGAGAUGAAACUCUUUCAAAUCUUGAAAAGUAAUUUCCACUCUAGCCUAGCAAUAAUAACUAAUUGACACCUGGAAUGACUUUAGGGAAAAAAUUCAAAAUGAUGAGAAAUAAGGAAAUUGAUAGAGUCGACAAAGAUGACGGAGGGUAGUCUCUGAAAUCUAAAUGGACAGUAAUAACUAAUGACAAGGAUAAAAAAGUGGUUUUAGAAGGUAAUAAAAAUUUAUUAUAAUAGAAUCCUCAAAUGCCUGAUGCUAAAAAGUAGCGUAUGGAGGCUCUAGUAAGAUUUUACUAAUUUAUCUCUUUAGAGCAAACCAAUAAAAAUCUAGAAGCGUGGUGCAGAACAAUCAAUCGCAACAUAAGAUCUUUUGAAUGUAACUAUGUCAAGUGA